UGUGUGACGUGUCCGCGGAGGGAUCCCAGCGCGUCAGAACCAUGGUCAGAGCGCAGCCAGCUUGUGUCCAGCCAGCAGCCUUAUCCGAGCAGCAGAUCGCGAGCCGCGCUCACCGAACCGAACUCAUGUUCCGUCGUCAGCUCUUCUGAAGCCAAUGUUAACUUUGGGCUAGAAGUUUCCGCUCGACUCCAGCACAUCCGGAGCUUGUUUACCUCUCGGUGUUGUGCGGUGGGAUUAGCAAAGAUGUCGUCUCCAAGUCCGGGCAAAAGGCGAAUGGACACCGACGUGGUGAAACUCAUCGAGAGCAAGCAUGAAGUCACCAUCCUCAGUGGGCUCAAUGAGUUUGUAGUGAAGUUCUUCGGACCACAAGGAACACCGUACGAGGGCGGCGUAUGGAAGGUGCGAGUGGAUCUUCCUGACAAAUACCCCUUCAAGUCCCCGUCUAUAGGAUUCAUGAAUAAGAUUUUUCAUCCCAAUAUCGAUGAAGCAUCAGGAACAGUGUGUUUAGAUGUCAUCAACCAAACGUGGACAGCUCUGUACGAUCUGACCAACAUCUUUGAGUCAUUCCUGCCGCAGCUGCUGGCUUAUCCCAACCCCAUCGACCCUCUGAACGGAGACGCCGCCGCCAUGUACCUCCACCGACCCGAAGAGUACAAGCAGAAAAUCAAAGAGUACAUCCAGAAAUAUGCAACAGAGGAGGCUCUGAAGGAGCAGGAGGAGGGCGCCGGCGACUCGUCGUCCGAGAGCUCCAUGUCGGACUUCUCCGAGGACGAGGCCCAGGACAUGGAGUUGUAGUAGUCGGAGGACGAGUCCUUCCCCACAGAGACUAUAUAUAAUUUCCUAAUACCGAGAAAGCAGACUUAUAUUAUUCAUAUUUAAACAUUUGUUUUUAUUGUUAUUAUUAUUAUUAUUAUUACUAAACAAGACUUUUUAUGGACCGCUAGCCUUGUGUGACGCCCAUCCCGCCCUCUUGUUUUCCUCUUCUUUAGUUUUGAGGUGUGUCGUGUGGUGGACUCUGGUCACACGUCCCGGGUGCCAAAACCAGCUCUCGUGCUCCUCUGGUCGUCGCUCAGCUGCUGCUGCGCGGCGACCGCCGGCGACGCAACACUGGAGCUGAAAUUCACACGGCAAUAACGUCUGGUGCAGAUCAGAGACGGAAGUGCAGUCACGGAUAAAGUCGGUGCCAAAGUUGGGGCGAAUUUAAAAACGCUGGUGAUGUAGCAGAGCGGAUCAAAGAUGGCGUGACUGUCAGCAGUGCAGCUCCUCCUCUUCUCUGAGCUGAAGUCAGACCGGUUUUUCCUUUUCAGUUCGUACGAGCUGGUUUUUUCUUUUGCUCACGACUUCGGUCUUUUCCACAGUUUUUAUUUUUUGCGACAGUUUGAUUGACAGGCAGACGUUCUCCGCCCUCUGAACCCUCCAGAGGGUGACACCGAUUUCACGUGUGUAGUUCUCACUUGGCUGGGUGUGAAGAGGUCUCGACCUUUGACCUUGGUUGCAGAAGAGCCUUCUCACUUUCUUGUGUUUUAUUUUGCGACAGACGUUUGUGGAAUUCACGCGGGUGCGUCACGGCUGGUGUUCCUGAAACCGUCAGGAUUUUUUUUUUCUUUUUAAGUUUUUACAACACUCUAGAGUCGGGUGUAGUGUUUCUGACUGAAUAACCAAAAUAAAAAAAAUGUUGCAAUAGGACUGGAGACGUGCGACACUGCGCCCUCUGCUGGCCCACAGCGGCGGUUUUCCUCCCAGAACUUUGUACCUGCUGUAAACGUCCCCACGCUGGAACCCUUUCUGUUGUGUUGGAGUCCCAACCCUCCGCCUCACGUUCUCCACAUCGCCCUCCCUUUUUUUUUUUCUUUGGUUUUCUCCACGAUGGAACCGGAGCCGGUCGCAGACGGAGGCUGACAAAGUCCCGUGUAGUUGUGUACAAUGUAAACUGCAACAUCUUGUUUUUUAAUAAAGCAUCUAAUGUGUACGA
Molecule: messenger RNA, 1972 nt
Organism: Synchiropus splendidus (mandarinfish)
Lineage: Eukaryota; Metazoa; Chordata; Actinopteri; Syngnathiformes; Callionymidae
Gene: ube2h
Product: ubiquitin-conjugating enzyme E2H (UBC8 homolog, yeast)
Exons: 7
Coding region: 244-795 (183 amino acids)
Biological process (GO): ubiquitin-dependent protein catabolic process; protein polyubiquitination
Cellular component (GO): nucleus
Molecular function (GO): ubiquitin conjugating enzyme activity
Source: RefSeq, a predicted model, not a curated record